This is a messenger RNA of Rhineura floridana, 987 nucleotides long. RefSeq names its product olfactory receptor 4Q3-like. NCBI's taxonomy places the organism in Eukaryota, Metazoa, Chordata, Lepidosauria, Squamata, Rhineuridae. The record is from RefSeq and is a predicted model, not a curated record. Gene Ontology annotation, cellular component: membrane. The transcript is spliced from 3 exons. Gene Ontology annotation, biological process: G protein-coupled receptor signaling pathway. Gene Ontology annotation, molecular function: G protein-coupled receptor activity; olfactory receptor activity. Bases 1 to 987 code for a protein of 328 amino acids.
AUGAGCCCACAGAUAGAUGCUGGAGGUUCAGCCACCUCCAUGAACUCCUCCACUGUCACCGAAUUUAUCUUCCUGGGUCUCUCCUACUCCCGCUCUAUCCAGAUCCUACUCUUUCUCCUGGUCUUGGUCUGCUACAUGGCAAUCCUACUGGGCAACCUCCUCAUUGUGGUGACUGUGCAUGCAGAGCCCCGACUCCUCCAGUCGUCCAUGUAUUUCUUCCUAGCUGGUUUAUCCAUCAUCGAUACUAGUGUGGGUUCUGUGGCUGUCCCCAAGAUGGUGGCAGACCUGGCCAGCUCUAGCCAGACCAUCUCAUUUGGAGGUUGUAUGACCCAGAUAUUCUUCCUGCACUUCUUUGGUGGUACAGAGAUGUUCCUCCUCACCCUCAUGGCCUAUGAUCGCUAUGUGGCCAUCUGUCACCCACUGACGUACACAGCCACAAUGAACCGCCCGCAUUGCAUGAGGCUCCUCAUAUCCUGUUGGGCUGGAGGCUUCAUCCACUCCAGCACCCAACUGGUCCUGCUCCUCCGGCUCCCGUUCUGUGGACCAAACAAACUGGACAAUUUCUACUGCGAAUUCCCACAGGUGGUUAAACUGGCUUGUGUUGAUACCUAUGUCACUGAAAUACUCAUGGCAGCCAACAGCGGCCUCCUCUUCCUGGUUUGCUUCCUUGUCCUGCUAGUCUCAUAUGGUGUCAUCCUGGCCACCCUUAGAGGCCACUUCAAGGAAAGUGGCAGGAAGGCUCUUUCCACUUGUAGCUCUCAUCUGUCAGUGGUCAGCCUCUUUUUUGUGCCCUGCCUCUUAGUGUAUCUUGUACCUUUCUCCAGCUCUAGUGUGGACAAAAUGGCUUCCAUAUUCUAUACCACCAUCACUCCUGCCCUCAACCCUAUUAUAUAUACUCUAAGGAAUCAGGAAAUGAAGGAGGCUAUGGGCCGGUUGAAAAAACAAUGCCAUUUCUUCUACUCUUCUGUAAAAGGAGAAAAUGUGUAA